This is a messenger RNA of Prunus persica (peach), 1332 nucleotides long. RefSeq names its product F-box/kelch-repeat protein At3g23880. The coding region runs from base 1 to 1332 and encodes 443 amino acids. Lineage: Eukaryota; Viridiplantae; Streptophyta; Magnoliopsida; Rosales; Rosaceae. The transcript has a single exon. The record is from RefSeq and is a predicted model, not a curated record. Gene Ontology annotation, molecular function: protein binding.
AUGUCAGAUGUCUACUUGGCUAGCAACAUCCUCCUCUUUCCCGACGAAAUCUUACAUGAAAUCCUGCUGAGAUCGCCUGGCAAAUCCGUAGUGAGAUGCAGCGCAGUGUGCAAAUCAUGGAACUCUCUCGUCAACUCCUUCAUUCGCCACCCCCACACUCGCUUCCCAUCCAAUCACCGCCACAACGACGACGUUCAGCUCCUUUUCCUGCAGGUUUACGAACCCUACAAGAUCCACGUCAAAAGAAGAGUGCAUUACGUGUUGUAUCUAGAUGACUCUGCACGUGAUGAGCAUACCAAGCUUACGAGCCCGUUCGUAGCUUACAACAACACCCGCACUUGCCCCGAGAAAAAAAAAGUUUUAGAUGGGGAUGUGGAUGUGGUUGGAACUUGUAACGGGCUCGUAUGCAUGGUUCCUCAUGAUGAUGAUGAUGGUGGCAUUGACUUUGCUGCAAUCAUUUGGAACCCCUAUAUUAGAAAGUUGGUGGUUUUACCUAAGACGGGCCUUGCCGUGGCCAAAAAUAUUAAAGGAAUAAGAUAUGCCUUUGGUUAUGAUUCUUGCACCAACGACUAUAAGGUUUUGAGAUGUGUGAACUAUAAGUCCUUACACAACGGCGAUAAGACUUUGAAAUUUAGGAACUAUGUGUCCUUCCGCAAACCACCUACUUUUCACGUUGAGAUUUGGUCGUUAGCCACAGGCUCCUGGAAGAGUCUUAUUGCUGCUGAUGAUGAUGAUAUUAUCCCUGUCAACUUUUAUCCCGAGCUCUUCACUAGAUCACGUGUUGUGUGUGUCAAUGGCGCUCUGCAUUGGCUCCAAACUCGUCGCCACCUGAACGGCGUCUCGGAGCUCUCAGAGUAUUUGGUUGCGUGGUUUGAUAUGGCAAAGGAGAUAUUUGGUGAGACAAUGGUGCCAGAAGCUUUGAGGAAAAAAUUACACUUUCAAUCGGGACGAGAGUGGUUUAUUUCAAGAUACAGAGAGACCAUUGCCCUUGUCAAGAUUCGUAACUACAGAUUUCCGAGGGGUGAUUGUGUUCAGAUUUGGGUGAUGGAAGAGUAUGGUGUGGCGGCGUCUUGGGCUAAGUUAUUUACCGUGCAGCUCCAAAAUGUUUUUGUGUUGGCGCCACUUGGUCUUAAAAAUAGCGGCGUGCUUGGUUUCAGAAAGAAUGGUGAAGUGGUGCUUCGUGAUGUUGGUGAUGGAGUUCGAUUGCUGGACCCCAAGUCUGAACAAGUUAGUGAUUUUCUAAUUGAUGGGAGCUGCUGUUGCUUGAACUUUGUGGAUUCCUUUGUGGGGAGCUUUGCCUUGUAUUGCCAACCCAAUGCUAUUUCAUACUAG